Rhopilema esculentum is the source of this 1057-nucleotide messenger RNA. RefSeq lists its product as uncharacterized. NCBI's taxonomy places the organism in Eukaryota, Metazoa, Cnidaria, Scyphozoa, Rhizostomeae, Rhizostomatidae. The record is from RefSeq and is a predicted model, not a curated record.
AAUGAAUCUAUUCGUUUCCAAACUUCCAAUAAAUUGGGGCUGCACGAUUGGUUUUCUCACAGCAUCUAGGGCUUCGUCUGAGGAAAGCUGAAAAAAUGAAGAUUUUUGCCGUACUUCUUCUUCUUGGGAUCUUGGUCGGCGCGUUUGCUGACCCGGUACACCCGGAUGAGGACGCCGCAGAGGGUGUAGACCUGUUAGCCGAAGAAGGAGAUUCGCCCGAUGAGGAUGAGGCGGUUGGCGAGGACCCCAUAAGUGAAGAGGACACUGAGACCGAAGAUGAAGAAGGUGAUACAGAAGAAGACCCCAAGUCUUUUGAGUCUGACGUUGUCGAAGAUUCAGAGCUAGCUGACGAACAAGAGGACCCACGUAAACGACUAAUAUUAUGUUCCGUGCGCCGUUCACAUGUUUGCUACUAUUACCGCAGAUGGUUCCGUCCGAUCACGAAAUGCUCGUGUUCUCGCUGCCCACGUCAUUAUUCUAGAGAGUGUGGAAAAAAGGUCCAAAAGUGCCGUAGAAGACGAUCCUGUUUCUACACGUCACGUUGUUCCUGCAAAGAGAUUAAACGUCGUAGAAGAGAGUGUUCCGUGCACCGUUCACAUAGCUGCACAUAUUACAAAUGGUUCUUUUGGAACAAAGGCUGCUCGUGUUAUCGCUGCCCAGCUGGUUAUUACAGAAAGUGUGGUAAAAAGGUCAGAAGGUGCGAUGGAAGAUUCUGUUACUACCGGUCACCUUGUUCCUGUAAACUUGUACCACGUAAACGAAAUUGCCACCGUUUUCUUUUUCACGCCUGUAGUUAUCUCAAAGAUUGCGUGAAUGGCAAAUGUUCUACUCUCCGAAAAUGUUAUUGCGAUUGUCGCAAAGGCACCGUACACACGUGCUUUCGCCACGGAUUGUGCGCCUGUAGACGACCCAGACGGCGGUGGGGUUGAUCAAUUUACAGUUUCUGGCACCAGAUGCUUGCAUUGAUGUAGCGAUCAGGAGUUUGCUGAACACUUUUUGUAGCUUUAUUUACGCAUCGUUUUACUCUUUAUAUUCGAACAAAGUGAAUGAACAGUAA